Molecule: messenger RNA, 499 nt
Organism: Apis florea (little honeybee)
Lineage: Eukaryota; Metazoa; Arthropoda; Insecta; Hymenoptera; Apidae
Gene: Eyg
Product: eyegone
Biological process (GO): regulation of transcription by RNA polymerase II; anatomical structure development
Molecular function (GO): DNA-binding transcription factor activity, RNA polymerase II-specific; RNA polymerase II cis-regulatory region sequence-specific DNA binding
Source: RefSeq, a predicted model, not a curated record
AUGAUCGGUGGCGGCGUCGCGACCCCUCCUGGUACUGCCAAGUCGGCGGCUGCGAUCGACAGCGAAAUGGUGCAGGUCGACGGCAUUGGCAGUGGUAGUGUCAGUGGCAGUGCUAGUGGUAGUGGUAGCCCCGCGACAGGCGCGAGUACUACGCGUAUCGCCAACAACAACUCCAGCGGCAACUCUAGCGGCAACAACAACAACAAUAAUAACAAUAAUAACGUUGGGGACGUUGCGAACAACAACAACAACAACAACAACAACGAGGGACACGCGGUGGUGAAUUGCAGCGGCGGGGCCCCGUUGACCGACAAGUUUUGCUGUCACGACGACGAUGCCCCCGUGAGCACCGGCGUCGCCCGACCUUGGGAACCACCCUCGCCGACCUUCUCGCAGACGAGGUCGCAUCUGUUUCAGGUCCAUCCACCACACCAUCAUCAGCAUCCAGCCGCGCAUCACCAUCAACAGAUGACCGUGCCUCCAGUGUCGUUGAUCGACG